Messenger RNA from Hypanus sabinus (Atlantic stingray), 4278 nucleotides. RefSeq names its product transmembrane channel-like protein 2-A. Gene Ontology annotation, cellular component: plasma membrane. The record is from RefSeq and is a predicted model, not a curated record. Gene Ontology annotation, molecular function: mechanosensitive monoatomic ion channel activity. Gene Ontology annotation, biological process: detection of mechanical stimulus involved in sensory perception of sound; vestibular reflex. Lineage: Eukaryota; Metazoa; Chordata; Chondrichthyes; Myliobatiformes; Dasyatidae. Bases 1 to 2886 code for a protein of 961 amino acids. The transcript is spliced from 20 exons.
AUGGUGAACACCAAUAAGACCAAGAAGAAAAAGUUUGAAGAUUUGGAAGAGGUUGGAAUUCAGAUAGACCAUGAGACAGAUGAAGAUGAUGAUGAUGAUGAUGAUGAUGAUGAAGAAGAGGAUGAUGAGAGACAACCCGCGAAGAAGGGAAAGCAACAGAAUAACAGAAACCUGCGCAAAGUAUCUGAGGAUGAAGAAGAUAGUUCAGAAGAACCUACCAAACCUAAACCAAGGAAUAAUAGGAGACUCCCAGUUCAGAGCAGAAGUAAACAGAAAAACAAGAAUAGAGACUACGAAAGUGAAGAAGAUGAUGAUGAAGAGGAAGAGGAAAGAAAGAACAGGGCAGUUAAGAAUUCAAGGAUAAAAGCAAGAAACAAAAAGAAUAAUAGAACAGAGGAAAGUGAUGAUGACAAUGAACUAGAAGGAAGAAGUACAAAAGCUAAAAGGAACCCAGCCCGCAACAAUAACAGCAACAAUGUGAACAAGAAGCAGAAAGAUGAAGAUAAUAAGGCAAAACAAAGAAAUAAAAAUGGUGACAAGAAGGGUGAAAAGAGCAAUGGAAGAAAGAAAGGCAAAAGCUCCAGCUCAUCAUCAGAUUCAUCAGACAGUGAAGAUUCUCUGUCAGAGGGAGAGCUUGCUAAGGUUUUGGAAGAAGUGGAAGAGAAAAAGAAACUAAUAGCAACUAUACGGAACAAAGCCUGGCGCAUGGAAAGAAAACUUACAAUGUUGAAAGAAUCUCAAGCAUUUGUAGAGAAAUAUGAAGGCGCUCUGGGUAAGGGGAAAGGUAGAAAGUUUUAUGCCUACAAAGUGAUGAUGAUGAAGAAAUGGAUCAAAUUUAAAAGGGACUUUGAAAAUUUUAAGACUUCAUGCAUACCAUGGGAGAUGAAAAUAAAAGAAAUUGAGAGUCAUUUUGGUUCUUCGGUAGCUUCAUACUUUAUUUUCUUACGUUGGCUCUAUGGGAUCAACUUGGUUCUUUUUGGUUUAACAUUUGGACUGGUUGUUAUUCCAGAGGUGUUGAUGGGCCUACCAUAUGGCAGUAUUCCUCGGAAGACCGUUCCAAGGGCAGAACAGCCAACUGCUAUGGAUUUUUCAGUACUUUGGGAGUUUGGGGGUUAUAUAAAAUAUUCAGCUCUUUUCUAUGGAUACUACAAUAAUCAACGAAUGAUUGGUGUGUUCAAGUACAGAUUACCCUUGUCUUAUUUCAUGGUUGGCGUGGGUUCCUUCGGAUACAGCCUCAUGGUUGUGAUCAGAACAAUGGCACGGAAUGCAGAUGAAAGUGGAGUUGAUGGAGAUGAUGGGGAUUUCAACUUCAGUUGGAAGAUGUUUACUAGUUGGGAUUAUCUAAUUGGAAAUCCUGAAACAGCUGACAACAAGUUUGCAUCCAUUACAACCAGUUUUAAGGAAUCCAUUGUGGAUGAAGAGGAAAACCAAAAAGAUGAAAAUGUUCACCUCAGGAGAUUUUUAAUUGUUUUGGCAAACUUUCUUAUAUUUUGUUGUCUUGCCGGAAGUGGGUAUCUAAUUUUUUAUGUUGUGAGGAAAUCCCAGACUUACUCAAAACUGGAUUACUUAACCUGGUAUCAGAAAAAUGAAAUUGACAUAGUUAUGGCAUUGUUGGGAAUGUUUGUUCCUCCAUUAUUUGAAACAAUUGCUACUCUGGAAAAUUACCAUCCACGUAUUGCACUGAAAUGGCAGCUGUGGCGAAUGUUUGCCCUGUUCCUUGGUAACCUGUACACAUUUCUGCUGGCUCUUAUCGAUCAAGUUAAUGUGCAGUUGGCAGAGGAAGAAAGUAUAAAAAAUAAGACUUUAGCCAUGAUGAAUUCCUUCAAUUUAACAUCCGAUAAUUCAACCACUGGGAAUAUUCCACAAAUAGAUCCUGCAGAUUUUCCCCGCGGGCCAUGCUGGGAGACUGGUGUGGGAAUGGAAUUUACAAAGCUUACUGUGUCUGACAUUCUCGUAACUUAUGGCAGUAUAUUUGUUGGAGAUUUCCUACGUGCCCUAUUUGUCAGAUUCGUUAACUACUGCUGGUGCUGGGAUCUGGAGUAUGGAUUUCCUUCAUAUACCGAAUUUGACAUCAGUGGAAAUGUUCUAGGACUUAUCUUCAAUCAAGGAAUGAUAUGGAUGGGCACCUUCUAUUCUCCCGGCUUAAUUGGCAUCAAUAUUCUACGGCUGUUGACAUCUAUGUACUUUCAGGGCUGGGCUGUUAUGUGUUGCAAUGUCCCUCAGUCAAGAGUUUUCAAAGCAUCGGGAUCUAAUAAUUUCUACAUGUCAUUAUUACUGUUGAUUUUGUUCCUAAGCUUAUUACCAGUAGUCUACACCAUAAUGACAUUUACGCCCUCAUUUGAUUGUGGACCAUUCAGUGGGAAAGCUAAAAUGUUUGAGGUCAUCAUGGAAACAAUUGAGUAUGAUUUUCCAGCAUUUAUUGGAAAACUCUUCAGUUACGCUUCAAAUCCAGGGCUGAUUCUUCCUGGGAUCUUACUUAUGGUUUUAGGCAUAUACUACCUUAAUGCUACCUCAAAAACAUACAAAGCAGCAAAUCUGGAGCUAAAAAAGAAGAUGCAAAUGCAACGUGAAGAGCAAAAGAAUAGAAGGAACAAUAAAAAUACCGUCAAUCCAAUGUUGCAAGAUUUAGAAGAUCUUUUACCAAAGAGAACAAAUCCUAGCAAACUUGAAGCAGGGCCAGACACAGGUAAAAAAGCAGUUGAGAAACAGCACCCUUCCACCAAUGGAAAACUUGGAAAGGAAAUGACACUGGCACCGCCACCUCCGCGAAUGGUAGUAACAAAAGCACCUAACCCAAGACAAGCUCCACACCCACCAGGACAACUGAGACCUGGGGCACCAGGUCCACGUCACCAAGGGCCUCGUCCUGGGCAGCCAAGACAUUAAAAAGUGCAAAACACAAAAAUACAACUGCAGAUGCUGUGGAUCAAGGAAUAUGUACACAACGCUGGCAGGACUCUGCACCUGAUGAAGGGUCUCGGCCCGAAAUGUUGGCUACUCUUUUCUCACGGAUGCUGCCUGACCUGCUGAGUUCUUCCAGCAUUGUGUACAUUAAAAAGUGUGAGGCUUUUCUCUAUUUCUCCAAUAUACUUUGAGCGAUCUUGAUGAGACUGCAGUCAAACAUAUCUAAAUCAGGUUUAUUAUGACUGACACAUGUCAGUGGUAAUAAUACAGUGAUACUAUUAACGUCUGGAUUGAUAAUGAAAUACAUCAUUCCAGGCAAGUUUUUAAUGAACCCUGAAAUUAUUUCUCCCUUCAUUAGUAAACUUGCCUUUUUAAUAUAAAAAACAAAUGUAUUUUAACGAUAAUAGAUCAAGCUGAAUAGAUUCUUAUAAUUAUUUAGCUACUAGUUUCCAAGCAAGUUUAAUAUUAAAAUAAUUGAGAUGAAAUUCAUUCUUGGUCACAUGCUAAAUAUUCGAUUUGUGAGUGUAUGCAAUCUUUGUUGCAUUUCUUUAAUAAGGAGCAGACAUUUCAAUGUGGGUAUUUUUUUAAACCAUCUGAACAUUUACUAUAAACGCAAAAGAUUUUGCAGAUGCUGGAAAUCCAGAGCAACACAGACAAAAUUCUCGAGGAACUCAGCAGGUCAGGCAGCGUCAAUGGAGAGGAAUAAACGGUUGGCGUUUCAGGCUGUGAACCUUCAUCAGGAUUGGAAAGGAACAGACUGGAAUGUGGGGAGAGGGUAAGUAUGAGCUGUUACAGAAGCUGGGUGGGUUCUUCCCCCUUCCUUUCCAAUCUUGAAAGUCUCAACCAGAAAUGUUAACUGUUUAUGCCUGUCAGCGGUUAUUAUGUAACUGUUUUGUUAAUGAUUUGCUAUGUAACUAAAAAUUUAAGUUAAAAAAACAUUUAUAUAAGAGUUUAAGGAACAUUUAGAAUGAAGAAUUCAGGGCUCAGUCAAAUUUUAUAUUAGUUACUUAUAUUUGAUGUAAAGUCUGUUCCAUCAGGUUUUAAAAUGGUUUAUAAUUAUAAUUACUUAAGAAAAGACUACCUGAAAUUAUUUUACUGUAACAUCCUUGGAGGUCUUAAGGAAUUGGAUGUGGAAAGUGUGAUUCAUUUUAUGGGAGAAUCUAGAACCAGGUUUCUCAUUUAAAAAGAAAUAGGAAUUUUCUCAUUAUAACAGAAGUAGGGUGAAAUCUUUUCUCUCAGAGGGUUGGAGUCUUUGGACUCUUUUCUAAGGAGUGUUGUUGGAAAAAUGUUUGAAUACUUUUAAAACAGGUUACUGCAGGUAUAUGGAAUACAGAGAGGAACAUAGAAUUAGAUUAUUUGUAAUAAUAGUAAAUG